This is a messenger RNA of Artibeus jamaicensis (Jamaican fruit-eating bat), 4410 nucleotides long. It is a transcript of the gene PCDHB10, whose product is annotated as protocadherin beta 10. The coding region runs from base 1220 to 3634 and encodes 804 amino acids. Gene Ontology annotation, molecular function: calcium ion binding. Gene Ontology annotation, cellular component: plasma membrane. Gene Ontology annotation, biological process: homophilic cell-cell adhesion. The transcript has a single exon. Lineage: Eukaryota; Metazoa; Chordata; Mammalia; Chiroptera; Phyllostomidae. The record is from RefSeq and is a predicted model, not a curated record.
ACUUGGCCCUUGACCUGAACAUGUGCCCUGACUUGGAAUUGAAUCAGUGACCCUUUGGUUCACAGGCCUGCAUUCAAUUCACUGAGCCACAGGAGCCAGGGACAGUGUGAGCUACUCUUUACCUCCAUUUCUUUAGUGAAGAGAAAUUAGAUCACAUUAGAUUUUAAUUAAGAGGGACUAUAAAAUAAAGGUCAGCUCCUUCUGUAGCUCUGCAAGUAAUUUUAAAGCUAGUGUAAGAAAAACAAAGACAUAUUGAAGAAAGGGAACAAAAGUUGCAAGUAAUAAGUAAGUGAAAGAAUACGAAUUUUGAACAGUAAGAAAUUAAAGGCUCUGAAAAUUGUUUUUAUCCUCGAGUUGCUUUAUACAUGUCCGAAUGCAGUUAGUAUUCAGUGAGUGUCUGCUUUGCCGGCCAAAGAUGAGGAGGACAUAGUGUCCCUACUUAAGAAGGGACACAGUGACAUGACACAAGAAGCAGUAAUAUUUAUAGGGAAGUUAUACAAGCUUUUAUAAAAGCACAGAGGAGAGACAACUUGAAUGCUUCUUCCUGGAUUAUAGAGUGGUGACUCAAUUUAGGCAAUGUAAGUAGGUUCUGAAGAAAUCUGUAGAAGAAGGUGUGAAACAAGUUUUUGUCAGUUUUUGGAAAAGGAAAAGCUAUUAUCUGGUGUCUCGGAAGUCACCACCACGUUCCCUGUGCUUCCUGACAUUGCAUGGGGAUAGUUUCAGGGGGGAAAGGCCUAGUACAGAGCUAAAUACAGCACAACAAGGUGCACGGAGUUCAGUGCUAGGAACAUUCUUUUUGCAACUGUUGAACAUUUUACUUUCUCCCAUGAAGCGGUGAAAAAACCUUAACAACAUGAACAAUUCUGCAUAUCAAUGUUUUAUUUGACAAAACAUAGGAAAAAUGAAAUAUGUGAAUGAGCCACUAAAGAAGAAAUUUAUAAAUACAUACACAUACAAAUUAGGUGCAGAUAUAUGAGUCUAUUGGAGGCCAGGCGGUGGCGCUGCAGGCUAAAGAGACGGAAUAAAGAAUUGAAUUGAGAGUGCUGCAGAGGUCACUAACAGAAAAAUGAAGAACGAGGCAGGCUGGCUGAGGGAAAAGCCAUAGCUGCUCAAGAUCGCAGAAAACCCCAGACCCCUGCUUCUACAGGGGGUAGGUCUGGGGUUGCAACUGCUCCUUCCUUGUGCUGGGAGCUGUGACUGGGACUAAUAUUGACAAAAGAUGUGUUCAGAAGAAGCUAUGGAGGCUGGAGGGUUGCGCUGCCCAAGACAAAGGCAAGUCCUGUUUAUCUUUCUGUUUUGGGGAGGAUCUUUUGCAGGAUCUGGGUUCGGACGAUAUUCAGUGACAGAGGAAACAGAGAGAGGAUCUUUUGUGGCCAAUUUGGUAACAGACCUGGGACUAGGGGACCGGGAGCUGGUUGCAAGGGGAGCACGGGUGGUCUUUGAUGAUAAUAAACAACACUUGCUCCUGGACUCGCAUACUGGGGAUUUGCUCACAAAUGAGAAACUGGACCGGGAGAAGCUGUGUGGCUCCACAGAGCCCUGCGUGCUGUAUUUCCAAAUUUUAGUGGAUAACCCUUUUCAGAUUUACCAGGCUGAGCUGACGGUCAGCGACAUAAAUGAUCAUUCACCAGUGUUUCAAAACAAAGAAACAGUCUUAAAAAUCAUAGAAAAUACAGCUGAAGGAACAACAUUUCGGCUAGAAAGAGCGCAGGAUUCAGAUGGAGGACUUAACGGUAUCCAAAACUAUACCAUCAACGCCAACUCUUUUUUCCAUAUUAAAAUUAAUGACAGUGAUGCAGACAUGAUAUAUCCAGAGCUAGUCUUGGACAAGGCGCUGGACAGGGAAAAGCAGCAAGAGCUGAGUUUAACACUCACUGCACUUGAUGGUGGGUCCCCACCCAGGUCUGGGACCUCCACUAUACGCAUUGUGAUCCUGGAUGUCAAUGACAAUGCCCCACAGUUUUCUCAGGCCGUCUACCAGACCCAGGUUCUAGAGAACAGCCCUGUAGGUUCCAUUAUUGCUAAAGUUUCUGCAGGAGAUAUAGACUCUGGAGUCUAUGCAGAUAUAUCUUACUCAUUUUUUGAUGCUUCUGAAGAUAUUCGAACAACCUUCCAAAUCAAUCCUUUUUCCGGGGAAAUCGUUCUCAGAGUGCUGCUUGAUUACGAGCUAGUAAAGUCUUACAAAAUCAGUAUCCAGGCAAUCGAUGGUGGGGGCCUUUUUGCAAGAUGUACGGUUUUGGUUGAGGUUCUAGACGCCAAUGACAAUCCCCCUGAACUGAUCAUGUCAUCACUUUCCAACCAUGUUCCUGAGAACUCUCCUGAGACCAUAUUGGCUGUUUUUAGGAUUAAGGACAGAGAUUCUGGAGAAAAUGGAAAAAUGAUUUGUUACAUUCAAGAUAAUCUGCCAUUCCUUCUGAGACCCUCUGUGGAGAAUUUUUACAUUCUAAUGACAGAAGGAGCGCUGGACAGAGAAAGCCAAGCAGAGUACAACAUCACCAUCACCGUCACCGACCUGGGGACACCUAGACUGAAAACCCAGCACAACAUAACCGUGCUGGUCUCCGACGUCAACGACAACGCCCCCGCCUUCACCCAAACCUCCUACACCCUCUUCAUCCGCGAGAACAACAGCCCCGCCCUGCACAUGGGCAGCGUCAGCGCCACAGACACAGACGCGGGCGCCAACGCCCAGGUCACCUACUCGCUGCUGCAGCCCCAGGACCCCAGCCUGCCCCUCCACUCGCUGGUGUCCAUCAACGCGGACAACGGCCACCUGUUCGCCCUGAGGGCGCUGGACUUCGAGGCCCUGCAGGCGUUCGAGUUCCUGGUGGGCGCCACGGACCGCGGGGCCCCGGCGCUGAGCAGCCAGGCGCUGGUGCGCGUGCAGGUGCUGGACGCCAACGACAACGCGCCCUUCGUGCUCUACCCGCUGCAGAACGGCUCUGCGCCCUGCACCGAGCUGGUGCCCAGGGCGGCCGAGCCCGGCUACCUGGUGAGCAAGGUGGUGGCGGUGGACGGCGACUCGGGCCAGAACGCCUGGCUGUCCUACCAGCUGCUCAAGGCCACGGAGCCCGGGCUGUUCGGCGUGUGGGCGCACAACGGCGAGGUGCGCACGGCGCGGCUGCUGAGCGAGCGCGACGCGGCCAAGCACAGGCUGCUGCUGCUGGUGAAGGACAACGGCGAGCCGCCGCUGUCGGCCAGCGUCACGCUGCACGUGCUGCUGGUGGACGGCUUCUCGCAGGCCUACCUGCCGCUGCCCGAAGCGGCGGCGGGCGCCGCGGCCCAGAGCGACCCGCUCACGGUCUACCUGGUCAUCGCGCUGGCGUCGGUGUCGUCGCUCUUCCUGUUCUCGGUGCUGGCGUUCAUCGCGGUGCGGCUGUGCAGGAGGGGCAGGGCGGGCUUGGUGGGUGGCUGCUCGGUGCCCGAGGGCCACUUCCCGGGCCACCUGGUGGACGUCAGCGGUACAGGGACCCUGUCCCAGAGCUACCAGUACGAGGUGUGUCUGAAGGGAGGCUCAGGGACCAGCGAGUUCAAGUUUCUGAAGCCAAUUCUCCCCAAUAUUCAGGAACAGGGCUUUGAGAGGAAUAGUGAAGAAACCCCUGCCUUUCGAAAUAGCUUUGGAUUUAAUUUUUAGUAGUUUUAAAAAUAUUUUCUCGUACUUUUGAGGUGUUUUGCAACCAUAUAAAUAUUGGUUUACUUUUGAAACUCCAUAUUAAAUUAUUAUGUCUAAUUUUAAAGUACUAUAUAUCUAUGUUUUUGUACUGUUAUUUCAUAAUUUUUGCAUUAAUCAACAUUUCACUCAGUUAGUAUCCAUUUCUAAAUAAUCGUUUUAAGGUUUAAUUUUUUUCUAAUGAUUUAGUUAUUUUUUUUUUUUAUUCUAGAGAACUGAGGGUCUCGUUUUUCUGGUAGCACAUUUCACAGACUGUGUCUAUUAUUCUAACUACCCUUCUGUUGUUCUUCCUCCAUGUAAGGAAACACACAUGCAGUUCUGACCUUAUUCCAACAUCCUGUUUAGUCAUGUUAGACGUUCAUGUCUUCUACUUUUAAAUCAUAGCCCUUGAAAGGAAAUAUUUCUCUAUUAUCCUGCUCAUGAUAAAAUAAAACAUCAUUUUGUGAGUGAUAGUGGGCCCCAAUAACAUUCUUGUUUAUAUUAUUGUUCUUUUACAUAUAUUACUUUUACUCAGUAUUUUCUAAUGUUCACUUUUACUGAUAUGUGAAACAGAACAUGUCUUAUAAUUAAAACAAAGUGUAAUAACCUGCAUGAAAAUAUUAUAAAUGAAUCAUUUUGGAAGUUUGAAUGUGAGACUAUUGGUGAACUGAUGGAAAGAUAUCUUUCCUUUCACUUGUUUUGUAAAUGUAUUUAAUUACUGCCAAAUUUAAAAAUCAAGGUGUACUAAAAUCACAAAGAAA